This is a messenger RNA of Daphnia pulex (common water flea), 1341 nucleotides long. RefSeq names its product carbohydrate sulfotransferase 11-like. The coding region runs from base 270 to 1262 and encodes 330 amino acids. Gene Ontology annotation, cellular component: membrane. Gene Ontology annotation, molecular function: sulfotransferase activity. NCBI's taxonomy places the organism in Eukaryota, Metazoa, Arthropoda, Branchiopoda, Diplostraca, Daphniidae. The transcript is spliced from 2 exons. The record is from RefSeq and is a predicted model, not a curated record. Gene Ontology annotation, biological process: carbohydrate biosynthetic process.
UGCUUGGUAUUUUGCUGCAUUGGAACCAUAGGGCAGGGCAGCAGUUUUCAUUUGCAUAUUCAAGAGUUCAUCGGCUCGCCAAUAAUCUCAGACUUGUUUCUUUCUUUUUACUUUUGAAGGUUUUCCCCCACCACUUGGAUUGGCACGAUAGGACAGCAGCACUGCUGCGCAACAGCUGGGCAGAACUCGUAGUGGAUGGACUCGAGUCGACUGGUUCAAUUACUGCAGUUGUUGUAAUAAAAUACGCCACGAAAUUAGUUCCAUCAAACAUGUCGAGAUUGGUUGUGUCGAGAUUUUGCUUCCGUCAAAUUGUUUUCUGCUGUUUUUUGUGUGUCGUGUCGCUCCUAUUGUUCCUCAAUCAGCCCGGCAAUUUGAAUAACUACGUGUCGGCCGUGUUAGCAGAUCCGCCCAGGACGGAACUGAUGGAAAUCCAACAACUAGAGAGGCUGAAUUUGUUACAGGAGAAAUGCCGAAUCACGACAGCGACCAAUCAUCAACCGAAUAAGCGAAAAAUAGCGGCCAAUCCUGUCCGGUUCAAAAUUGAGGAUCGACAUCGGGUCAUGUACUGCGAUGUUCCCAAAGUGGCCAGCACGAAUCUGAAGGGACUCAUGUUGAUUCUAUCGGGACAGGUGGAGACGGACGAUUUGUCGUCCAUCCCGAGAUUGACCAUCCACGAACAAAAUCCAAUGCGAAUUUUGAACGCCAACAAUUUGAACGACACGAUGAAAAACGGACUGGGCAAUUUCACCAAAUUCAUUUUCGUUCGCCAUCCGUUCGAAAGGCUCGUCUCGGCCUACCGGGACAAAUUGGCCGGCAACGACGCCUUUUACAAAAAGACCAUCGGAAAACAAAUCAUCCGCAAAUAUCGUCAACAUCCCAGUCAGCUUUCACUGGAAAUGGGUAAUGACGUCACUUUUCCCGAAUUCGUCCGUUUCAUCGUCGACGAGUGGAGAAACGGACGGAAACCGCUGGACGUUCAUUGGCGGCCGGUCGUCGACCUUUGCCAUCCGUGUGACAUGCAAUUCCAUUUCAUCGGGAAAUUUGAAACGUUGAACCAAGACGUCAAUUUACUGCUGGACAAAUUGAACGAAACUGACCUGAGUCGAAUCUUUGCGGGACAGCCGAAUAAGCCGAAAACGACGUCGUCUCUGUGGAAGGAAUCGAUGAAAAUGAUCAGCCACCAACAGCUGAGUGAUUUGAAUCAAAUGUUUGCCGACGAUUUCCGGUUGUUCGGAUACCCGCAAUACACCGCAGAAAAAUGAUUCGCUUUGCUCAUUCAAAUUAUUUGUGUAAUUCGCAUCUAUUGAUUCUAAAUAUAAUACAGACUAUAUUAAAAUUCAA